AUGAAGCCGAGCCUGGAGGCCGCCGCCGCGGCUAAGGAGCCGGAGCCCGGGCAGCAGCAGGCGGCGGCGGCGCCCCGGGAGCCCGAUGCGCGCUGGAGGGAGAAGGGCGAGGCGGAGGCGGAGCGGCAGCGCACCCGGGAGCGGCUGGAGGCCACGCUGGCCGGGCUGGGCGAGCUGGACUACCUGCGCCAGCGGCAGGAGCUGCUGGUGAAGAGCCUGCUGCUGAGCCACCCGCCGGGGGCCGCCUCCAGCGCCGCGGGGGCCCGCGGGGAGCCGCCCGGGGAAGGGGACGCCCAGCGCAGCCUGGAGGAGAAGUUCCUGGAGGAGAACAUCCUCCUGCUGAGGAAGCAGCUGAACUGCUUGAGAAGGAGAGAUGCUGGUCUAUUAAAUCAGCUGCAAGAACUAGACAAACAGAUAAGUGAUCUAAGACUGGAUGUAGAAAAGACUUCAGAUGAGCACCUUGAGACAGACAGUCGGCCAAGUUCAGGAUUUUAUGAGCUGAGUGAUGGGGCCUCUGGAUCACUUUCCAAUUCCUCUAACUCAGUCUUCAGUGAGUGUUUAUCCAGUUGCCAUUCUAGCACCUGUUUUUGCAGCCCUUUGGAGACAUCUUUGAAUAUCUCGGAUGGACGCCCAAAAUCUGCAGAUCUCAUAGGCUGGAUGGAUUAUAAUAAAGAAGGCCAGCACGAGGACCCGGCAUCAGGUGCUGUCUGUCGUUCGCACUCCAAUUCCCUUGAUGUGGUUGCAGAUGUACAUCCAAAGUAUCAGUGUGACUUAGUAUCUAAAAAUGGGAAUGACGUGUACCGUUACCCCAGUCCCCUACAUGCAGUAGCCGUGCAGAGUCCAAUGUUUCUUCUACCAGUGACUGGUAAUCCCUUGAGAGAAGAAGAGAGACGUGGUUGCAAUGUUAAUGAUGUUUGCAUUGGAGCUGAACUAGACUCAGUAAAAACAGGCAAUUCCUUUCUCCCGCAGAGCUCAUGGUCUGUAUCCUGUCCUUCAGCCAACAAAAAAAUAGAUGGUUACAUCUUGAGCCUUGUUCAGAAAAAGACGCAUUCUGUGAGGACUAACAAACCGAGAACAAGUCUGAAUGCUGACCCCACAAAAGGCAUUUUGAGACAUGGGAGCAUGUGUGUUAGACAGACCGCGGCUGUUUCACAUACUAACAUUGUGAACCUGAAGAAUUCCAAACAAGCAUGUUUGCAUUCCAGUGGAACAACCACUUUGGAUAAUGGCACCUUCUCGUCAUUAAAUCAGCGGUCAAACGAAUCUAAUGGGGAGCAGCUGGAAAGCAGGAAGGUGCCUACGGCUGCAGCCUACCCACCAAGUGCUGUCAAUGAACUUCAAAGCAAACAUCUGUCAAGGAACGUCAAACCAGCAUCUCAAGAACUAAACUGGUGUCCUGUAGCUACGACAGGGGAUAUCCCAAAGGAAAAUGGCCAACUCUUUGCUACAUCUCCUAAAGAAAGUCCUGGUAGGCAUACAGCACUGCAGCAGGAGAAUAAAGUGACCCAGCCACCCAAAAAGCUACUGCUAAAAAACCACUUGCAAGCGGCUCACCCCACUUCACUUCCUUUGGAGGAGAGGCCCAUGUUGGAUUUCAAGAGUGAGGGCUCUUCCUCUCAGAGCCUGGAUGAAGGUUUGCUGGUUAGUGCUCAGUACAUACCAGCUCCACAGCAAAGCCUUAAGCUUCACAAAGGCACCAAAAGUGUCAAAAUUCUGAAGAGCUCUACUCUGAAACACAGGUCCCACCUGGCCAGCCUGCUGGAAAGCAACGCGCCAACCAUGCGGGAGAAAACCAAGCCAAUUGGCAAAAAGUGUCGUUUCCCUGAUGACUUGGAUACAAAUAAGAAACUUAAAAAGCCCUCUGUGAGAGGGAAGAAAAGCAGCAGUUCACAGCUGGAGCCAAGCCUCCCAAGCAGGCAGACUGGCCUCCAUAAAACUGUGAUCAAAUCUCACGGACAUGGCAGAGAAGCAGUUGUGGCCAAACCUAAGCACAAGCGAGGAGAUUAUCGCCGGUGGAAGUCAUCGGCAGAGAUUUCCUACGAGGAAGCCCUGAGAAGGGCAAGAAGAAACAGGAGAGAAGCCGUAGGGGUCUAUUCACAAGUUCCCCUUCCGUACGUCAGCCCCUACGCUUACAUUGCUAGUGACUCCGAGUAUUCAGCAGAGUGCGAAUCCCUGUUCCACUCCACCGUAGUGGACACCAGUGAAGAUGAGCAGAGUAACUACACCACAAACUGCUUUGGGGACAGCGAGUCCAGCUUGAGCGAGGUGGAGUUCGUUGGGGAGAGCACGACGACUAGUGACUCCGAUGAAAGCGGGGGGCUUAUUUGGUCUCAGUUUGUCCAGACUCUUCCUAUCCAAACGGUGGCCGCUCCGGAGCUGCACGAAAAUGCAGCAAAGGCCUUUGUCAAAAUUAAAGCCUCGCAUAACCUCAAGAAGAAAAUCCUUCGCUUCCGAUCUGGCUCUCUCAAACUGAUGACGACUGUCUAA
Molecule: messenger RNA, 2487 nt
Organism: Emys orbicularis (European pond turtle)
Lineage: Eukaryota; Metazoa; Chordata; Testudines; Emydidae
Gene: DACT1
Product: dishevelled binding antagonist of beta catenin 1
Exons: 4
Coding region: 1-2487 (828 amino acids)
Biological process (GO): negative regulation of JNK cascade; regulation of Wnt signaling pathway, planar cell polarity pathway; negative regulation of canonical Wnt signaling pathway
Cellular component (GO): cytoplasm
Source: RefSeq, a predicted model, not a curated record